UGCUAGCAAAUAAUAUAUUCUUAGUGGAAAAUUCCCACAUACAAUUAUAUUAUUUCCUAACAACUUUAUGUCCAUUAGCAUUCUUUUCUUUUUCAGCUUCAUUCAUCAAUUCAGAGCACCACCAACCACCCUCAGAAGCUCCAAAACUGAUCAGACGUUCAAGAGAGUUUAGUGGCAUCUCAGUUAUACAUAUAUAAUGUCUCUCAUGGAAGGAGUACAACACUUAAGAAUUCCACUUGAAGACAUAAAGUUGGCCACCAAUAAUUUUGGCGAUGAUAAUUUCAUUGCAAGUGGUGGAUUUGGGAAAGUCUACUUAGGCGAACUCAUCCUAUCUGGACAGCCUAUCACGGUUGCUGUAAAGAGAUUGGAUCGAACAUUUGGACAAGGGGACCGAGAGUUCUUUAUGGAAAUUCAGAUGCUUUCUUGCUAUAAACACAAAAAUCUCAUAUCUCUUAUUGGGUUUUGUUACGAGGGUGCAGAAAGUAUCCUCGUGUAUGAGCAUGCAAAACAUGGAAGCCUUGACAAAUAUUUAAGUGACUCUAACCUAUCUUGGACACAACGUCUCCAAAUAAGCCUUGGUGCGGCAUGUGGCUUUAAUUACCUUCAUAAUGACGUGGGACAACAACACAGGGUCCUGCAUCGGGACAUAAAGAGUUCAAACAUUCUCUUAAAUGAGAAUUGGGAAGCGAAAAUCUCUGAUUUUGGAUUGUCAAAAAUAGGCCCAUCAAAUGUUGACUUAACUUUUCUUGUCACUAAUGCUUGUGGCACUGUCGGCUAUGUUGAUCCAGAAUAUGUAAGAAGCGGAAUUCUAACAAAGGAGUCUGAUGUGUAUUCAUUUGGCGUAGUGCUAUUUGAAAUCUUGUGUGGAAGGUUGGCACUUAUUAAAACAUAUCAAGAUGAACGUCGCGCUCUUUCUUCGUUGGCAAAAAUGUAUUGUGAAGACAACCGAUUAGAAGAGAUCAUUGAUCCCAAUCUCAUGAAUAAAGUGAAGGUAGCUUCGUUAAAGCAGUUCUCAAUGGUUGCAUAUCAAUGCUUGAGGGAAAAUCGAAGUGAACGCCCAACGAUGGGCUGGAUUGUUCAAAACCUUCAUAAGGCAUUGGAGCUUCAAGAUUCUAGCAAAGGAUUUAUUCGGGUAGGAACUUUGGGAAGAAGAAGUGAAGAUCCUCAAAAUAACUGGUCAUUUGAACUUGAGAAAGGCCAUAACCUUGUGAAGAUAACUAUUGACCAUGGUAAUGGAAUAUUCUCUCUUAUGUUCACUAGCGAAUCUAAAGGUGUUUUGCACGAUUCCGACAAGUGUGGUGGUUUGGCUGGUGGAGAAACAGUUUCCGAGGUAAUAUUUGAAGGUGAUGAGAAUGUAAUUGGCAUUAAUGGAACCAUUGGUUCUCGAGAUGGUUUUACAAUAAUUUCGUCAUUAUCCUUUCAGACAAACAAAAGGACCCAUGGACCUUUUGGUCGAGCAACAGAAAGCGUUUUCUCUAUACCAUGGGAAAAAGGGUCGUUAGUUGGGUUUUAUGGGCUUGCUAGUUAUUGCAUUGAUAGCAUUGGUAUAUAUGUUAAACCUAAUGAGGAAAUCAUAAGGGUUGGAACAUGGGGAAAAACUCACCCUGGAAGUCCACAAAAUGUUUGGUCGUUCCAACUUGAGAAAAAUCAACAUUUGAAGAAGAUAACCAUUAAGCACAGCGAUAGCAUAAUCUCUCUCAUCUUCACCACACAAUAUAGAAGCUUAACACACACCUCUGAAAGGGUUGGUCAUGAUUGGAUUGGUUAUAUUCCGGAUAGCGAACGAACCGUUUCUGAGGUAUUAUUUGAUUGGAACGAGGAAAUAAAUUCCAUCAAUGGAACAAUUGAUUUCUCAACGGGAUAUUGUCCUGGCUACAGAGUAAUAACGUCAAUAUCAUUUGUGACAAACAAAAAAACUCAUGGACCAUUUGGUAAAAAAAGAGGCGAGCUUUUCUCGGUAUCAUUUGAUAGUGGUUCUUUUGCUGGAUUUUACGGCCUUGCUGGCGCUUAUAUUGAUAGUAUUGGUAUCUAUUUAAGGACUCUCUAGUAUGAGCUGAGGAUUGAUGGGGAAAUAUCUUUUUGUUUUUGUUAGAUUUAUGGUGCAUGGUGUGUUUGUUAUUCGAGUCUUUGUUAACAUCUUUAUUGUUUUUAUAUUCUGAAUUUGAUAUUCAUGCA
Lactuca sativa (garden lettuce) is the source of this 2175-nucleotide messenger RNA. Its product is annotated as putative receptor-like protein kinase At5g18500. Lineage: Eukaryota; Viridiplantae; Streptophyta; Magnoliopsida; Asterales; Asteraceae. The record is from RefSeq and is a predicted model, not a curated record. Gene Ontology annotation, molecular function: ATP binding; transmembrane receptor protein tyrosine kinase activity; carbohydrate binding. Gene Ontology annotation, biological process: protein autophosphorylation. Gene Ontology annotation, cellular component: plasma membrane; plasmodesma.